UCCCAUGUAAUGAAAAUAUAAUCAUGUGGUUUUAGGUUAUAAGCGCUCAUAAUUGUUUUUGAUUAUAUAUUUUAUUGAUAUUUCAAAAUGGUGAAAAAGAAAAUAGAUAACCGUAUUAGGGUUAUGAUAGAAAAUGGAGUCAAGCUUGGCCAUCGCACUAUGUUCCUUCUCGUCGGAGACAAAAGUAGAGAUCAAGUGCCAAUCUUAUAUGACAUGCUUGUAAAAUCUACAGUCAAAGCUAGACCGACAGUGUUAUGGUGCUACAAGAAUAAGGACGAAGCCAUUAGCAAUCAUGGAAGAAAAAGAGCUAAAAAGAUUGCAGCAGGAAAGUUGGAGGUGUCAGAGGAGUCCCUGUUUGAUGCAUUCCGAGUAGCAACUACUAUACAUGGCCGCUACUAUUCAGAGAGUCACACUAUGCUUGGUCAGACAUAUGGAGUAUGUGUUCUCCAAGAUUUUGAAGCUCUCACUCCAAACUUGAUGGCUCGUACAAUAGAAACUGUUGAAGGAGGUGGACUUAUAAUAUUCUUGCUUAAAACCAUGAACUCAUUAAGACAGCUGCACUCUAUAACAAUGGAUGUCCAUUCCAGGUUCAAAACAGAAGCCUUUGACACAGUUACAAACCGUUUCAAUGAGCGUUUCCUUUUGUCGCUAACGGAUAAUCCCAGAUGUCUUGUUCUGGAUGAUGCCUUGAAUGUACUUCCAAUAUCUUCAAAAACAGCCCAAGUGGAACCAGUUGAUGCUGUUCCAGAGCGUGUUAAUCCAAAGUUGACUGAGCUAGUUUCCUCUUUAUCGGACACUCCACCAGCUGGACCACUAGUAGCAUUGUGUCGCACGUAUGAUCAGGCUACUGCAUUGGUUGCGCUUAUUAAUACACUUGCUGAUAAACAAUCAAGACCUCCACAUUGUCUCACAGCCGCAAGAGGUCGCGGGAAGUCUGCCUGCCUCGGCUUAGCGGUCGCUGCCGCCGUCUCACUAGGCUAUGUGAACAUAUAUGUCACUUCUCCUCAUCCUGAAAACUUGAUCACCUUGUUUGAGUUCGUUUUAAAAGGUCUCGAUGCUUGUUUAUACCAAGAACAUAUCGAUUACAACAUUGUGAGGUCAACGAAUCCCGACUUCAAGAAGGCCAUCGUCAGGAUCAACAUUUCUAGGAACUCUCGCCAGACUGUACAGUACAUCACUCCAGACGACCAUGCGCUGCUGUCCGCUGCGGACCUGGUGCUGGUGGACGAGGCAGCCGCCAUCCCGCUCGCGCACGUGUCGGCCGCGGCCACCCGCGCCCCCCUCGCGCUGCUGUCCUCCACCGUGUCCGGGUACGAGGGCACGGGCCGCGCGCUGUCGCUCAAGCUGUUCGCGCAGCUGCAGACCGAGCACAAGGCGCCGCCUCCGAUAAAAUUGGAGGAGCCGAUCCGUUACCGAUCCGGUGACUCAGUGGAGCAGUGGCUCAACUCGCUGUUAUGUCUGGAAGCGGUGACCCCAGCGGUGGGCGUGGGUGCUCCGCCGCCGGCCGCCUGCGAUCUGUACAGAGUUAACAGAGACGCUCUGUUCUGUUACCACAAAGCUGCCGAGGCGUUUCUUCAUCGUGUCGUUUCCAUAUACGUGGCCAGUCAUUAUAAGAACAGCCCCAACGACUUGCAGCUGCUGGCGGACGCGCCGGCCCACCAGCUGUUCGUGUUACUGGCGCCGUCCAGCCGCGCAGCGCUGCCCGAAGUGCUGUGUGUGGUGCAGCUGUGUCUGGAGGGGAACCUCAGCGACAGAUCGGUAAAAGACAGCCUUGGCCGAGGAAGGAAAGCCUCAGGUGACCUAAUUCCUUGGAACAUAUGCGAACAGUUCGGCGAUAAAGACUUCCCGAAGCUCUCAGGGGCGAGAAUCGUCAGGAUAGCGACUCACCCAUCGUACCAACGGAUGGGUUACGGCAAGCGCGCCUUGCAACAGUUAGCUGCGUACUACUCGGGUGAUAUUCCUUGCCUUGAAGAAGUGAACAGCGAUGACGAUGACACACGAACAGACAACCAGAAAGAAUCUUUACACACUGAAAAUAUAACGCCAAGGUCGAAACCUCCGACACUACUCAGAAGACUUACAGAAGUGAAGGCCGAACACUUAGACUAUCUGGGGACAAGUUUCGGUCUCACGGAGGAACUUCUGAAAUUUUGGAAAUCGCAGAAAUUCGUACCAGUUUACUUAAGCCAGAAGAGCAACGAGCUGACGGGCGAGCACUCGUGCAUCCUGCUGCGCGCGCUGCGGGCGGCGGGCUGGGCGGGCGCGUACUUCUCCGACUUCCGGCUGCGCCUGUCGCGCCUGCUCGGCCGCUCGCUGCGCCGCGCGCCCGCGCCGCUCGCGCUCGCCGCGCUGCUCAACGACCACGUGCCCGUCCAGCGCCCCCUCUUGACGAAGCAACUCAUUGAGCAGCACCUCUCGUGCCACGACUUGGCCCGCUUGGAGGCGUACUGUCGCCAGCAAGCCGACUACCGCCUAAUAAUGGACUUGUUGGUCCCACUCGCCAACAUUGUCUUCCACACGAAGGUCAAACUUAAGUUGGACGCUGUUCAGCAGGUUCUGUUCGUUGCAAUGGGUUUCCAAAUGAAGGAUGUAGAUGACAUCGCAAGUGAGCUCGGACUACCUGGCUCGCAAAUCCUAGCGAAGUUCUACGAAGCCUGCAAGAAGAUUAACUCGGCUCUCAACUCCAUUCUAGAAGUUACUGUUGCGAAGGAAAUGGGCAUAGACGAAAAAGUAGCGGACGUGAAAUCAGAUGAACCAGUCAAGCAGAGUCUGCAAGAGGAAUUGUCGAAGGCGGCAAAGGAGUUGGAGCGUAAACAACGUAAGGAGCUUUCUCGUUUGAUGGGCGAAGAUCUGGCGCAGUACAGGAUCAAGGGCAGCGAUCUCGACUGGGGCAAAGCUCUAUCUGUUUCCAACCAGAAACAAUUAGUAUCUGUAAAGAGUGGUGAGAAGCGACUCGGAGAUGACAGUAAAGAAAUAGAAGAACUAAUUGAAGCACACUCCAGUAAGAAGAAAAAGAAGAAGAAGCAUGUUAGGAAUUAAAUCGAAUACAUUUAUUUGACUAAAAAAUA
Molecule: messenger RNA, 3068 nt
Organism: Vanessa atalanta (red admiral)
Lineage: Eukaryota; Metazoa; Arthropoda; Insecta; Lepidoptera; Nymphalidae
Product: RNA cytidine acetyltransferase
Exons: 18
Coding region: 88-3039 (983 amino acids)
Biological process (GO): rRNA acetylation involved in maturation of SSU-rRNA
Cellular component (GO): 90S preribosome; nucleolus
Molecular function (GO): 18S rRNA cytidine N-acetyltransferase activity; tRNA binding; ATP binding
Source: RefSeq, a predicted model, not a curated record